Messenger RNA from Penaeus monodon (black tiger shrimp), 528 nucleotides. RefSeq names its product ETS homologous factor-like. Gene Ontology annotation, molecular function: sequence-specific DNA binding; DNA-binding transcription factor activity, RNA polymerase II-specific. Gene Ontology annotation, biological process: cell differentiation; regulation of transcription by RNA polymerase II. The transcript has 3 exons. The coding region runs from base 1 to 528 and encodes 175 amino acids. Lineage: Eukaryota; Metazoa; Arthropoda; Malacostraca; Decapoda; Penaeidae. The record is from RefSeq and is a predicted model, not a curated record. Gene Ontology annotation, cellular component: nucleus.
AUGGGUGGCGACGACACCCGGGGGUUGGGAACACCCUCACACAAGCCCUCUGGAGUUCCCGAAGACCCCUCUGACGCGAGCACCGAGUGGGACCUCUCAGGCGAAGCUUUCCAGGACUUCAGACCCUACCAGGUGGAGGAGGCCUUUGAUCCCGAGGGCUGGAAUCUCGCUAUUGAUGAUCUGUGCCAUGGUGGGAAGCAAGAGGACGGGCUGCCGAGUGUUCGAGGUCCCAAGAACUGGGAGUUCCUGAUCCGCCUGCUAGCAAACCCGCGAUCGAACCCUUCCUUGAUCCGCUGGGAAGACGAGUCCAGAGCAAUCUUCCGCUUGGUGCAGCCCUACGCCAUCGCCAAACUCUGGGCUUCGCGCACCUCACACGCUCCGCCCUUGAGUUAUAAUAACUUUGCUAGAGGAUUAAGGUAUCACUACAACAAAGGCGCUUUGGAGGCCGUGUCGGAGAAGCAACUUGUUUACCGUUUCGGCCCGAAAGGCUUAAGAUUCCUCCGUGAUCUGCGUCUCGGGUCUUCCUGA